CGGGCGCAUCCGUGACGUCAUCAGCGCGCUGUUCUCGUCCCUUCAGAGCUGUAGCCGUGCGCGUGCAGAACCACAACAGGGAACAACAACAACAACAAACAAACAAACAAACAGUCUCACAGUAAACAGAACACGCAGAGUUCUGGGCGGCUUUACGAGCGAUCGCGGACUUGGAGCGGUGAGGAAGUGAAGAGUGAUGGCUGGGUUGAUGUCCGGGUUCGGCAGCUUUACGCACGCCGUGGUCCGUGCGGUCCCGCAGUCUCUGGCCAAAGAAGCGCUCAGGACCGGCAGUCAGGAGGUGGACCUGCUCAAAGUGCGGGAGGAGUAUGACGAAUACGUGUCGGUUCUAAAGCACCGGCUCGGGCUGGAGGUGGUGGAGCUGCCCGCGGAUGACGCGCUGCCGGACUCCGUGUUCGUGGAGGAUGUGGCGGUGGUGUGCGGCGACACGGCGCUCAUCACCAGACCCGGAGCCGAGAGCAGGAGGAAGGAGACAGAGGCCAUGAAAACUGCGUUGACUGAGCUUGGCCUCAAUAUAGUGGAGAUGACCGAUGAAUCGGCCACGCUGGAUGGAGGAGACGUCCUGUUCACAGGUAGAGAAUUCUUUGUUGGAUUAUCAAAGAGGACCAAUCAGAGAGGAGCAGAGAUCCUGGCCGACGUGUUUAAGGACUACGCCGUGUCCACGGUUCCCGUUCAGGACAGACUUCAUCUGAAGACUGUCUGCAGCAUGGCCGCACCGGGUCUCAUUGCCAUCGGAUCCAGCGAACCUGCGCAGAAAGUGCUGAAGAUCAUGCAGCAGAUGAGUGAUCAUAAAUAUGAUAAACUGACGGUUCCUGAUGAUUAUGCUGCAAACUGCAUCUACAUGAACCUGCCGGGUAAAGGAGACGUCCUGCUGCACUGCACACCGGAGGAGUUUCCUGAGAGCGCCAAGGUGUUUGAGAAGCUGAAGGAUCACAUGCUCAUCCCAGUGAACAAUCAGGAGAAGGCAAAGGUGGACGGAGGGCUGACCUGCCUCUCAGUGCUCAUCAACAAGAAGAACAACAUCUAAGAGACGUGCAGAAACUUGUGUGUGUGCCCCACUCAAACAAAAUAAAUCAGAUUUCAGUUUCAUUUGCAGGGAAGACAAUAUAAAAACUUAUUUCAGGUCUCAAACCAGAUGCUUUAUAAUAUGUGAGGAAAAUAAAAUACAUUUAUUUUUCUAACCACCAACAAUGACUGGUUAAACUAGUCUCCAGGCCAGCCAUCCUGACUAGUUCAACCAGUUCGGUCAUGGUGGCCGUCCAUCUAUUGACCUUUUUUAGAAACAAUCAGUCUUUUAAAAGUAUUACAAUUUUGAUUGUUAUAAAAUCUAAUUUGCGCUAAACCUCAAAAUGUAGCUCUAAACUGCUUAAAUCAUCUGGAUCCACUCAGAAUGCCUGAACCGAAAGUGUUUAUCACAUUUAGCGUCUAUCAAGCCCCAUAAAUGCCUGUUUUUAAACAAUGAAUGUUGAUUUUGUGUUGCCUAGACUGCAGAGCAUCACCUUCAUAAAUAGAUUUAUAGAGCAUUUGAAUUGUAUUUUCUGCUGAAGCGAUGGAAUAAAUAUAUUCGCCGACCGCGCAGUUGUGAUGUGCAAAACAAGCCAUAGUGAAAAGUGCUUUUAUUGAGUAAAUGAAGCAAAAAAUAGUGUUUUAUGGAUUUAUUUUUAAGUACAAUUCGUGCAUGUCCUGAGAACCCAGAUAAUAAUAAUUAAAAAAACAAAACAACUAUGUGACCGUUUCAGAAAAAAACACUUCACUAGGGGAAAGUAGCGAACAUUUUGGAAAUGUUAUUUUUGAAACUUCUCUGAAACUAUUAAGUUGUAACAUUUUAAAAAAUGCCUAAUUGAAUUUGAAUUCAAAUUUGACUUCAAAUACUGUUAAUGUUACCGGAAGAACAUUUGUUUGUAACUUUAAGAGAACCUUGCCAGAAUGUUCUAAAAACGUUCUCUGUUAGUUUGAAAAGUGUUUGGAAUAGAAUACUAGUCAGCGCAUAUUGAAUUUUUGUGUUUUAACCUAAAAAAAGAGGUUGAUGUUGACAAUCACCAUUGAUAUUAUUUGGUUAGUUUGGUUGCCGUUACAGGAAAUAGAAGGUCAGCUGAUGCAAAGUGCAUUGUGGGAUACAGUAUUGCAGAUGUAGCAGGUCAUCCAGGUAUUCCAUACAUGCAGAACAUUUGCAGACUAUGCAAUCUUUACAUACUGCGGAAGUAGAGUAGUACACCACUCGAUUCAUGAUCCUCAGGUGCUGAUUGGAUGCUUUUCCUCACUGUGACAUCAAUCUAAACUGUGAUGUCCAGUCAGACGUUUGCCAACACUUACACUAUUAAAAAAAAAAAAAAUUUGUUGAGUCAACUUAAAAUAUUUUGUUACACUGCUGCCUUAAAGGAGAAGUCCACUUCCAGAACAACAAUUUACAAAUAAUUUACUCAACCCCUUGUCAUCCAAGAUGUUUACAAAUAAAAUUUGUAUACUUUUUAAGCAUAAAAGCUUGUGUGGCACAGGCUCUGGGAUGCACUUCCACGGGUCGUUCUUGAUCGAUUCGUUCAUUUUGAACGUGACUCGGGAAGAACGACUCAUCUCGGGAAGUGAUUCGUUCAGUCGCGCAUGCGCAACAACCUGUUAGGUUCUGUACUGGAAUUAGUUCACCUGUUUCGAGUCUUAGGGUUUUUCGAGUCAUUCAUUCAUCUUAUGGGGCUGUCACAUGAUGCUGAUUUUGCCAAAAUUAACGAAAUGACUCAAAAAAAGAUUUGAUCCGAACUUCCCAUCACUACUACGAAUCACGUCUAAGUUCAUCGUCUGUGUACUCCGGCUCAAAAAGGUAGAGUAUGUCAAAAAACUUCAUCUUAUUUUCUCCUACAACUUCAGAAUCGUCCGACAUCGUUGUACCUUUUUGUUUGUAAACAGCAUUUGACUUACGUGUACUUUCUUAGUCUUUGUACAUUCGCUUUGUAAACACUGAGUCUGUGGUUCCGUCUACGUUCCACGUGACCUUUCGACGUGAUUCAAUAAUAAUACGUGAACGCACAUCCCAGAACCUGUGCUACACGAGCUUUUGUGCUUAAAAAGUAUACUAAUUUUUAUUUUCCAAAAAAAAUGAGAUCGUUUCGCUAAAUAUGACCCUUCUUCCUCGGCUGGGAUCGUUUAGAGCCUUUGAAGCUGCAUUUAAACUACAUUUUGGAAGUUCAAAAUCGGGAGUCCAUUAUGUUAUCUGUAUAUCCAUUAUAUGGAGAAAAAUCCUGAAAUGCUUUCCUCAAAAACCAUAAUUUCUUCACGACUGAAGACAGAAAGACAUGAACAUCUUGGAUGACAAGGGGGUGAGUAAAUUAUUUGUGAAUUGUUGUUCUGGAAGUGGACUUUUCCUUUAAAAUUUUAAGUGAAGUCAACUUAAGUUUAGUCAACUUGAAAUAUUAAGUUGUACAAAGUCGCAACUUAAAUAUUUGAGUUCGCUAAAGUAAAAAUUUGGUUUGUUCAACUUAAAAGCUGGGCUUGUUACCCAGCUGCCUUAAAAUUUUAAGUUCAAUCAGCUUUUUCUGAGUUGACUGAACUUAAAAUUUUAAAGGCAGCCAGGUAACAAAUUAUUUUAAGUUGACUCAACACAUUGUUUUUUACAGUGUAUGUAAUUAAACAGCAUGCCAGUAUUGGUGCAUGCAACCUUGACACAGUGGAUGGCUAUGUUGUGUAUUGGUACAUUUGCA
Labeo rohita (rohu) is the source of this 3707-nucleotide messenger RNA. RefSeq names its product dimethylarginine dimethylaminohydrolase 1 (gene ddah1). Gene Ontology annotation, molecular function: amino acid binding; dimethylargininase activity. The record is from RefSeq and is a predicted model, not a curated record. The transcript has 6 exons. NCBI's taxonomy places the organism in Eukaryota, Metazoa, Chordata, Actinopteri, Cypriniformes, Cyprinidae. Gene Ontology annotation, biological process: positive regulation of nitric oxide biosynthetic process; arginine metabolic process. The coding region runs from base 197 to 1045 and encodes 282 amino acids.